AUGAGAUUUAAACUCUUAAAAAUUAAUUACACAAUUCAAAUGCUCCUUGCUUUAAUAAUAGUGUUUAUCGUGUCUAAAAGCACUAGAUCUUACUUAAAACCACACAAUCAAUACUAAUAAUAUAGCUCAGAACAGUCUUAAAUUUAAAGAGCCUAUACCUGGGAAUGUAAUUUAAGUUUCGCUGAAUGA
Molecule: messenger RNA, 189 nt
Organism: Paramecium sonneborni
Lineage: Eukaryota; Ciliophora; Oligohymenophorea; Peniculida; Parameciidae
Source: the annotation of a GenBank genome assembly